Teleopsis dalmanni is the source of this 1271-nucleotide messenger RNA. RefSeq names its product helix-loop-helix protein delilah (gene tx). Bases 110 to 1231 code for a protein of 373 amino acids. Gene Ontology annotation, molecular function: protein dimerization activity. Lineage: Eukaryota; Metazoa; Arthropoda; Insecta; Diptera; Diopsidae. The record is from RefSeq and is a predicted model, not a curated record. The transcript is spliced from 2 exons.
AAAACGAUUUUUUAUAAAGAGUAUUUAUUUAAAAAAAAAUUGUUGAGAUAUUCAUAUGAGGAAGUGCAGUGAAUAGUUGAAAGCGCUUCGGAAGUAAUUCACGUCCAAAAUGACUUAUGAAAUGCAUAAUUAUGCGGCAUUAUUGCCAAUCAACAAAUGUGACUACAACAACAAUAACAACAACAGCAGUAGUAACAAAAUUACAGAAAAAUAUUCACUCCGUCAGAGACAUAAAAGUCAACACAAAAAGCCAGAAAAUGAAUUCAUUUUCACAAGCAGCAAACCAAAAAACGCCAGAUAUUCCGACAAAAAUGCCAGUGGCUGUAUUGCAGUUGAAAGCAGCAAAACUGCAAAAUCCACAAAUGCGAAGAAAGUUAAAGCAGCGCCCCUCUCCAAAUACCGACGAAAAACGGCAAAUGCAAGGGAACGCACCCGCAUGAAGGAGAUAAAUCAAGCCUUCGAAAAUCUACGCAAUUGUGUUCCAACAGCCAUAACCGAUGAAGAGGUAGGCGCAGCAAAUGAGAAGCUGACGAAAAUCACCACACUGCGACUGGCCAUGAAGUACAUAAGUGUCUUAACUGAAGCACUGAAUAAUGAUGACGUACCAGUGGAUGACAUUUUAGAGUGUAAAAAGUAUGGCGAACUAAAUUUGUCAUUUGACGCGUUGCAAUCAGUUGCUAGUCGCAUACAAGUUGCUCAACCCGAAAAGACUUUGAGUAAACCUACAAAAGUGCAGAAUAAAAAUGUUGCAAAAUUACCCGCUAACAGUGUUUGUCGCAAGAACUUAUCGAAACGACGUCAAAGGAAGCAAACUCCAAGGCUGGUCGAUAUCCAUGAAAGCAACAAAUCCAAAGCAAACAGAAAUGUGAACAACGUCAACGAUUCCAAUUACACACAAGCGAAUACUAUUGCUGACUUAACCAAUUUGAUGCUGGAAUCUGAUGGAGAGUCAUUGCAUUUGUCAGAACAUUGCUUAAGUCCUUUGCAGGCCAACUAUAUUAACUUGCUUGAAUCAACAGAAAUGGCAACUGAUUUAGUUGCCAACCUAUUCAGCGGCUAUGAAAGUCAACCAUUUGAGUUAAACCUUCGACUGUUGGAAGCUAAUGCUGGUUCGCUAGAUAUACCAAUGGAACAGCAAUUACCAUUGUGUAGUCCAAUGGCUAUUUUGGAUACUUUUGACGAUUUAUAUGACUUUCCAAUACAUAGUUCCUUAGAUUUGUUUUCAACAUGACCAAAUCUGUUAACUUAAGUGUAAUUCUCAUCAUUCAAUU